AUGAGGCUCGCACACAUCCCCGCUGGCCCCGAGGCCAUCCCCGCACUCAAGAAGGACCAUAUUCAUAUGUCGCUCCUGAAUCCCCGGCACGACCAGCUCGUACACCAACAUCUCGACCAGAUACAUGCCUCCGGCCGCCGCUCCAAGAUCCUCGACGUCGGCACCGGCACUGGCUCUUGGGCCAUCUCACUCGCUCGCCGCCAGCCGUACUCGGAUGUUAUUGGCAUCGACAUCGCCUGGGACCAGUUCGAGGGUACGAGGCUACCGCACGGCAACGCGGACUUCCACACUGUCGACGUGACGCUUCCCCUCCCAUGGGGCGACGAGACUUUCGAGCAUGCUGAUGGAGGUGCCGAGCUACGCGGACAUGGUGCGCAACCUGACGCGUCUGCUCAAGCCACGAGGGCUGCUUGUCCUCGUCGAGGCCGAGCUUAG
This is a messenger RNA of Trichosporon asahii var. asahii CBS 2479, 435 nucleotides long. RefSeq lists its product as uncharacterized. Bases 1 to 435 code for a protein of 144 amino acids. The record is from RefSeq and is a predicted model, not a curated record. NCBI's taxonomy places the organism in Eukaryota, Fungi, Basidiomycota, Tremellomycetes, Trichosporonales, Trichosporonaceae. The transcript is spliced from 4 exons.